Molecule: messenger RNA, 1393 nt
Organism: Symphalangus syndactylus (siamang)
Lineage: Eukaryota; Metazoa; Chordata; Mammalia; Primates; Hylobatidae
Product: S-phase kinase-associated protein 1-like
Biological process (GO): ubiquitin-dependent protein catabolic process
Source: RefSeq, a predicted model, not a curated record
GGCAACAUAGUCUUAGACGGGCAGCACUCAUAACUGCAAUAAAGUUGCUGGCAGAACACAAGUGUCUUGAAAACUACCUCUAAAGAUGCCAUGUCGCGCCACUGUAGUGGCUUCUUCCUCUGCCUUUCUCUUCCUCUGCUGUCACCUCCCAACUCUCGUCAGCCUCCGGCCGGCCAUCUCCUUAACACAGAACACCAUGCCUUCAAUUAAGUCACAGAGUUCUGGUGGAGAGAUAUUUGAAGUUGAUGUGGAAAUUGUCAAACAAUCUGUGACUAUCAAGAUCAUGUUGGAAGAUUUGGGAAGGAAUGAUGAAGGAGAUAAUGACCCAGUUCCUCUACCAAAUGUUAAUGCAGCAAUAUUAAAAAAGGUCAUUCAGUGGUGCACCCACCACAAGGAUGACCCUCCUCCUCCCGAAGAUGAUGAAAACAAAGAAAGGCAAACAGACGAUAUCGCUGUUUGGGACCAAGAAUUCCUGAAAGUUGACCAAGGAAUACUUUUUGAACUCAUUCUCACUGCAAACUACUUAGACUUCAAAGGUUUGCUUGAUGUUACAUGCAAGACUGUUGCCAAUAUGGUCAAGAGGAAAACUCCUGAGGAGAUUCACAAGACCUUCAAUAUAAAAAAUGACUUUACUGAAGAGUGGGAAGCCCAGGUACGCCAAGAGAACCAGCGGUAUGAAGAGAAGUGAAAUGUUAUGCCUGACACUGUAACACUGUAAGGAUUGUUCCAAAUACUAGUCGCACUGCUCUGUUUAUAGUUGUUAAUAUUAGACAAACAGUAGACAAAUGCAGCAGCAAGUCAAUGGUUAUUAGCAGAAUAUUGUCCUCAUUGCAUGUGUAGUUUGAGUACAGAUUCCAAACCUAUGGCUGAAUUUCUUCCAGUAUGAUCAAAAGUUUCUUUUUUCUUUGCCGUGAAUAAAACUGAACUGUAGGUUCUCUGUAAGUGGAAUUUUGGCCUUUCCCUCUUUUUUGUAAAGCAAUGUCUGCCUAGUUUAUUGUCCAGUUAACUUUAGUGACCUUUUGAAAGUUGGCACUGUAAAUAAACCAACUUGCAAAAAAAGUUUUCUGGACUAGAAUUAACAAAAUGUUAUCUUUAUUCAUGAGUUAGAAACUGGAAAAAGGCUUCUUGAAGUAAAUGUUCUGAGUGGAGUUACUAGAAUGUCUCCCAGCCUCCUGCAGUCAAGGAGAACCACUGUAUUGAUUAACCUAUAUGUAGCAGGGCUCCCUUCAUUGCAUCUGAGGAUUUGUUUUCUCUUUCUUUAAUUUUAUUUUUAAUCCUCUUAGCUUUAAAUAUAUUGCCUAGAGACUCAGUUACUACCCAGUUUAUGGUUUUUUUGGGGAAAUGUAACUGGACAGUUUGUUAGCUUUUAAUUAAAAAGACACUUAACCUAUGG